AAUAUCUAAUAUAGCAAAUACAAGAGAAAUAGUAUAAGGGGGGGAGAGAGAAGACCUCCAAUUCGAGCUGAGACGACCAUCCAUGGCCGCCGACCAUCAUAACGAUGACUUGGAUGAACUUCUUGAUAGUGCUCUGGACGAUUUCCACAAUCUCAACCUCAACAACGUUCAAAGUAGAAGAGGAGGAGGAGGAGAAGAAGAAGAAGGUCGUACGCUUUCAGGGGUUCAAGGGCUGGGAUUGGGAUUGGGUUUGCCUGACCUGAAAAGCAAGAAGAAAAAAGGGAAGCAAAGGGAAAAGGCUCCAAAGAAGGAGAAGGAGAAGGAGAAGGAGAAGGAAUCCCAUGUCUCAGAAGCACUUGAUCAACUCAGAGCCCAAACCAGAGAGGCCGUCAAGGGUCUCGAAUCCGUCACCGCAACCUCCAAUCCAAACGCCGACGAUGCUAUCAUGGAAGAUUGGGUCAAGCAGUUUGAGGAGCUCGCCGGCUCCCAGGGCAUGGAGUCUAUUAUGGAGACCAUGAUGCAACAGCUUUUGUCCAAGGAGAUUCUUCACGAACCCAUGAAAGAGAUUGGAGAAAGAUAUCCAAAAUGGUUGGCAGAACACGCAUCAAGUUUGAGCAAAGAAGAAUAUGAACGUUUUUCUCACCAAUACAAACUCAUUAAAGACCUCAACGAAGUAUAUGAAAAAGAGCCCAGCAACUUCAACAAGAUUGUUGAGUUCAUGCAGAAAAUGCAAGAAUGUGGUCAACCACCAAGCGAUAUACUGCACGAGUUAGCUCCUGAUUUUGAUCUUGCCAGUCUCGGCCAAAUAUCUCCAGAGAUGCUCGAGUCUCAAGAAAAUUGUUGUAUAAUGUGAAGAUAUAAUCCUUUCGCAAACCUCCAAGCUAUUUCCCUUUUGUUGCCCUUGCCCGGGCUGCAAUUUAUUUCUAUAGAAAUUUGUGAAAAUAAUGUGGUUGUUACCUGAAUUAUAGU
Messenger RNA from Morus notabilis, 969 nucleotides. Its product is annotated as peroxisome biogenesis protein 19-2. The transcript is spliced from 5 exons. Bases 83 to 853 code for a protein of 256 amino acids. Gene Ontology annotation, cellular component: peroxisomal membrane; peroxisome. Lineage: Eukaryota; Viridiplantae; Streptophyta; Magnoliopsida; Rosales; Moraceae. Gene Ontology annotation, biological process: protein import into peroxisome membrane. The record is from RefSeq and is a predicted model, not a curated record.